AUGAAGUUCUCGAAGCGGCUGCAGGAGCUCCGCGAGCGCCGCCGUGCAGCUUUUUAUGUUUCUUAUAAAGAACUGAAAAAGGCAGUAAAGCUUUUCACUGGGGCCGACGUGUCUGCGGUGUCGAUACAGGACGCAGUCAGCAGCUUCGCAAACACCAAGGCGCUCGAGGGAGAGCACUACAGGCCGCCGGAGAGCCGGUUCGAGGAUUUGCUGCAGCAUGAGUUGGCGAAGGUCAACAGCUUUUCUGUCACUACGCUUCUUGAAGCAUCUGCUGCUCUGCAGCAGCUGCUGCUGCAGCUCUACGCACUGCAGCACAAGCAGCAGGAGCUGCUGUUGAACCCUCCCUCUCCACAGAAUCCGCAGCAGCAGCAAGAGCCGCAGAAUGAAGACGCAGAGCAGAAGCAGCAGCCGUGGCAGCAGCAGAGGAAGCCCAAGCAGCAGAAGCAGCAGCAGCAGCUGCCGCUGCAGCGGCAGCAGCAACAGCAAGAUGGAGGAGCUGCUGCUGAGACCUGCCCCAGCGGCGAGGCUCCGGCCACAGGCAGCCCCGGCAAGGAGAGCCCAGAAGGGGCCUCAGGUUCUGCUGCUUCUGCUGCUGCUGCAGCAGCGGCGGAGGCAGCUGCAGCAGCAGCAACAGCCGAGGGAGCAGCAGCAGUGGAAGCAGCAUUUGAACGGGAACUGCUAGCAGUAGAAGGAGCUCUUGACGCUGAGGGUCAAGAAGUUAUUUUUCUUUCUUCGUAUAUUCGUCUUAACUUUACAGCUUUUAGAAAAAUUGCAAAAAAGUUUGAUAAACUCAACAAGUCCUCAUCAGCAGCCUAUCAUAUGUGCAGGGUUAUGCGGCAGCCGUUCAUGAGGCUGAACCUGCCGCUGCUGCUGCAGCAGCUAGCCGCAGCAUAUGCCCAACUGAGGGCCCUGAAGGCUAUGAAAAACUUCCCGGAGGCAGCAAUAGCAGCAGCAAAGGCAGCAGAAGCAGCAGGAAACAAAUUGCCGAGUGGCGUUGCGCCCACAGCAGCAGCGCCAGGAGCAAUAGCAGCAGCAGCUUCGGCGGCAGCAGCAGCGUCUGCUGCUGCAUCCAAGUCUGCGGGCGAGGCUGCUGCAGAGGGAUUUUCUUCGGGGACCACAAAGUACCUAAUUUUACCGGAUGAGGUUGUCAGGCUGCAAGUCACACUGGCGAAGCAUUUGGUGUUGACUUCAGUGAAGGGCUGCAGCGUGGACACCACGACUCCUCUGCCGGCGGCAGCAGCAACGGCAGUUGCUGCAGCAGCAGCUGCGAAGAGCGCGGCACUGGCACCAGAAGUACCGGCAAGGGCCACAAGCACCAGCAGCAGCGGCAGCAGCAGCAGCAGCAGCAGCAAUAGCAGCACCAAGGCGAGCAGCAAGAGCACAAGAGUCGCGGAGGCGCUUGCUUCUGGGGAUUCGCGCCGCCUGACGUCUCUCGUUUACUUUGACACUCCAAAUCUGGACUUAUAUGUUGAGCUGCAAACAAAGGGACACGCUGACAGCAGCAGUGAGGGCCGCAGGUGCAGCGUGACGGAGUUGCUGCGGGUGAGAGAAGCCAAUGCUGGGGAGCUGGCGUCGCUGCCGAACAACCCACUGCGUUUCCUAGAGUUCAUAGAUCCCGUGGAGCCAUCUUCGGACCCGGAGCAGCAGAUCUUCCCUGUCUACGACGCUCCAGAGGUGCUGGAGGCGCUUCCGCGGAGCGUCUUGGUGCAGCAGCAGUCGCUGCAGCACUUGUUUGGCAAGGACACUGAGCGGGCAGUGCAGGAGGUGGAGCAGCAGCUGCUGGCAGCAGGGAUGUCAGGGGAGCAAACUGCGGCGCGCUCCGCUCUUCUGCGGAAAGCAGCGAAUAUGCUGACUGAGGAAAACCUUUAUCCGUGCCUCAGGGUUUGGCUGACGCGGACCUGCUUCAGAUCCGAAGAUGGGUCGAUAUAUGUGACGCUGGACGAAGACAUCCGUUUCUCAAAGAACCCUGCAGAUGGGGACGCAAAAGCUUUCCUCUUCAAUGGAGCGGCCGCGUUGGCGUCUGAAGGAGCUGCGCCGUUUCCUUGGGGUGUAAUGGACGUUUCGAGCCGCCGCCCGCUUGGAACAUCACCAGCUCAGCAGCCGCUGGAGCGCUGCACUGUAUCUCCAGCCUUUACUUGUCUCAGGGAAGUCGUGGGAAUGGCGAGCGUGACAGAGGUGUUUGGGUUUUCGUUAUUUGCACACGGGAUCGCCAGUGGAUUCCAGCAGGAGCUGCAGCGCCGGUCCGGAAUAAACAGCACCAACAACCAGGCCUUAGUGCCUCACUGGCUCGCGUACACCACAGUGGCAGAAGAAGACGCACAGGAGUUCCAGCAGGCCACCAACAUGGCAGCCGCGGCGCCCCCCUCGCCUUCUGAGGAGGUUCAGCGGCACCCGCCGCGCACAACUCCGCCGCAGCAGCAAGGGCAAGAGCAGCAGCAGAAGCGCGAGUCUCCCCCUGCCGCGGCGAACUGCCCGACAUCGAGGGUUUCUAAGCUGGACGUUAUCUACAGGGGCCCUGGAGCCUCUAUCGCCCACGACCAGGAGGCAUCAGUGCAGGAACUACGACAGUCUCUGGAAACCACCUCCACAGGGCCUCCCGUGUAUGGGGGUGGCAAUAUGGGUGUUAGGGGCCUCCGUGAGCCUCUGCUGGGUGGCGGCGGCAGCAGCAGCAGCAGCAGCAGCAGUAGCGGCAACAGGCGGCAGCAGCAACGCCGGAGCUCGCCCUGGCUUUCGUGCUGCACUGGCAGUGGCAGCUGCCUCCCGGCUCUGCGGCGCUGCUGCGCCCGAAUGUCGCGGUGUCUGCCAGCUCGCCUGCUCGGGGGAAGAGCCUUCCGAGGUUCUUCAGGUGCUGCUGGAAGCAGGGCUGCAACAACAGCAGGGGCCACUGUUCGCGUGGAGCCGAAGACGUUCUUUGCCAAUGAAAGGACUCUUUUGCAGUGGCUGAACAUCGCAGUGCUGCUGGCUUCGGUGGCAAUAACUCUGCUUUCCUUUGGACAGACAGCAGCAAAGGCAGCAGGGCUCCUUCUUGCCCCCGUCGCAAUAUUCUUCAUCGGCUACUCAUUUUGGAUAUACUUGCGAAGGUCUCGUGCUUUGGAGAGAAAGGAACCCAUCGACUACAACGAUCAUUUUGGGCCGGCCGUCCUCGUGGUAUCCCUGACGUUGGCUCUUUGCGCAAAUAUCUUCUUGAACGUGGUCUACACAGAGCCCUCACAGCCGCUCCAGACAAAGGCAGGCGCCCCCUCAGCAUCUCUUUCCGCUGCUGAGCUGCUACCUGUGGCGGAGCCAGCUGCGGACGGUGCUGUUGCAGUCUCUAGUCCGACGCGACUGCUGGCGGCUGCAGCAACAAAACUGCCAGCACUUGCAGCCCUACAGGUUUUCAAAGCAAAGCCCUCAGCAACAGCCACCAACAGCAGACUAGAGGCACUAAGAGCGGCAAUUGCUGCGGCCGCACCACCAGAAGAUAAUGUGGGAGCGGCGGAGAAGGCAGCAGCAAUUAGAGCUGCUGCUGCUCGAGCACUAGCAGCAAGAGCAAUAGCAGAGGUGAGGGCAGCAGAGGCUGCAUCUGCUGCAGCUGCUGCUCGGGAGGCAGCCGCAGCAGCAGAGGAGGCAGAAGCGGAAGCAGCAGAGGCAGAGAUGGCAGCAGCCCAACUCUUACACGCGCAGUAA
Molecule: messenger RNA, 3666 nt
Organism: Eimeria tenella
Lineage: Eukaryota; Apicomplexa; Conoidasida; Eucoccidiorida; Eimeriidae
Product: SPX domain-containing protein, putative
Exons: 13
Coding region: 1-3666 (1221 amino acids)
Source: RefSeq, a predicted model, not a curated record